Molecule: messenger RNA, 2743 nt
Organism: Lepisosteus oculatus (spotted gar)
Lineage: Eukaryota; Metazoa; Chordata; Actinopteri; Semionotiformes; Lepisosteidae
Gene: ca8
Product: carbonic anhydrase VIII
Molecular function (GO): carbonate dehydratase activity; zinc ion binding
Source: RefSeq, a predicted model, not a curated record
AGGGGAUUAAAUCAUUUAUUAAAAAUAAUACCACAAAUUAAUUUGCCAAUCUAAAGUAAUCUAAUGCGAGACAUGCUAGGGUAUCAAGACUAGCAAUUGUUUUGAAGAUUAACUCUAAAUGCUGCUUUCAUGAAUAUGACACAUUUCCCCUUUACAUGAGUACUUUACGUUUUCCUGCUAGCAGGAUAAAACCCAAACAAAACUGUGAUAAUCUACGUGUUGGCAGCAUUUUACAUGUGAAUGUACGUAGUUAAGGAUAUCCACGAGUUAUUUUAAACGACAGAUUUUUUUUUCUUCAGAAGCAGAUCUGCGAACGAGCCAAUCAGAGCGAAGCCCCGGUCACAGUCUCUAGUGGCAGAGUGCAGGCGAUCGCCUCAGCUGCAGCCUUAAACUCUCGGCACAGGUUGUGUGCCGUGUCUUCACUAACCAGAGAGGAGCUUGCGCAGCAGCCUUGACUCAACUUUAGACACUGAGAUAGAGGUGGCGAGACACACUUACAGCGGAUCGUUGUUACAUUGUCAGCAUCUCUGCAUUCUCUCGUCACUCUCUGGACCAAAUAAUUCUUGCACAGGUGUAUAUGACGGGUACCUGAGCCGAAGCCAGCACACACUAGCUCAUUCUUUGUUAGGACAUCUGCACUCAGGAAGACAGAAUCCUAAGAUUGUCUUUGCAUGAAUUAUAAAGCGUGUAGCUGUUCUAUAGACUUCUAGAGAGAUUUUAAGGUCCUGUUACCCUUAGUUAAAUAAGGGAAACUGAAUUUAAAUUUUCAGGUUCAGGUUUGCACAUAAAAUAAUCCGAAACGUAUUUUUCCCCAAUGGCUGAUAAUAUGAUUGAAGACUCUGAUUACUAUCCCGAGAAAGACGAUCUGGAGUGGGGAUAUGAAGAAGGUGUGGAAUGGGGUUUGCUCUUCCCCGAAGCUAAUGGGGAAUAUCAGUCUCCCAUAAACCUCAACUCAAGGGAGGCCAGAUAUGACGCCAAGCUCCUAGAGAGGCGACUGAACCCAAACUACGUGGUGUGCCGCGACUGUGAGGUCAUCAAUGACGGCCACACCGUUCGGAUACUUCUCCGAUCAAAAUCGGUUGUGACAGGAGGCCCUUUACCCAGCGACCAUGAGUAUGAGCUGCAUGAGGUUCGCUUUCACUGGGGCAGAGAGAACCAGCGUGGCUCUGAGCACACAGUGAAUUUCAAAGCCUUUCCAAUGGAGCUUCAUCUAAUUCAUUGGAAUUCUACUCUGUUCAGCAGCAUUGAAGAGGCUCUGGGUAAAAGAAGUGGGAUACUUAUCAUUGCUUUAUUUGUACAGAUUGGUAAAGAACAUCUAGGACUGAAAGCAAUUACAGAGGUCCUCCAGGACAUACAAUACAAGGGGAAGACAAAAAUCAUACCAUGUUUUAAUCCCAACACAUUGCUGCCUGACCCUCUCCUUCGAGAUUACUGGGUUUACGAAGGCUCUCUCACCAUGCCUCCUUGCAGUGAAAAUGUCACUUGGAUAUUAUACCGAUAUCCAUUGACAGUGUCACAGAUGCAGAUAGAGGAGUUUCGAAGGCUGAGAUCCCACAUCAAAGGCGCUGAGCUGCCGGAGGGCAGCGAUGGGAUGUUGGGGGAUAACUUCAGGCCCACACAGCCCCUCAGCGACAGAGUCGUCAGAGCUGCUUUCCAGUAGUGUCACUGCCAGUGUGGAGUCUUACUGUCUACAGAGGUUGGAGACAAUGGUCCUACAGUGCCCUGCUGGAUGUGAAAUGGAUCUCUCUGAAUUGCUGCUCGGCUCCUUGUACAAAGACCGCAUUGUAUUGUUUAAGCUAAUUAAUACAGUCCUGAAAGACAGCUGUGGCAGAGGCCUUGAUCCACGACCCAGUGAAAUGAGAUCUGUGGCCUGGUCACCCACUGCCAGACACCUAGAACUGGCACCACACCUUCCAUUACACUAUAUUUUGUUAGAUACUAAUCAUGUAUUUAGAAGAGUUAUUAUUGCAGGUUAUAAGGUGCUUGAAUUAUGCGUAAGAUAUUUUACAAUUUACUGGUGUUUCUAUUUGUAUUGUUUAGUACACAGUGUACUUCAUAUUGUGGAUUUAAAAAAAAGUUUUAGAGGUUGCGAUGACAUUAAUGUGGUUUCAUCAGGAAAGUCUGCUUUUAUGUAAACAUUUAGCAUUGGAAGGAUCUCAAUUUGUAUAUUUAAAUAAAAGGAUUUUCAUAUACAAAUACACUCCAGAGACAGCUGCUAAUUUAGCUAAAAUGUACUGGUGUUUUUUUACAAGAGGAAUUUAAUGUUCAACCUGUACAAAUUCAUCCAAAAUGUAGCCUCAAUUUUUCCAUUGUUUCAAAAAUGCUGCCUUUUCUUUUGAAAACAGUUUCACGUGAUAAUCUUUCUACAAACAAUGCUAAUGUCCGUAUGAAGUCAUAAAGGUACUUUGCUCUACAUUACAUGAAAAGAAAUGGACAUCUGCUGUUAUUAUUAUCUUUUAAGUAAAUGUAAUCUAUGCUUAUAGAAAAUGUGUAAUAAGAAAAUCAAUGUUCUUAGGGUGGAUUAUUCUGUUAUAACUAUGGAAUUUUUGAAAGGAUUUAGAAAAUAUUAAUUUGAGAAAGCUUAUUGUAAGCUAUAGUCUUGAGUAAAAUGUAUGAGCUAUAGAAUUACAAGAUUAAAUACUGUAUGCAGUGUAUUUAUUUUAAAAGAUAUAUACUUGCCCUUCCUUUGUGCUUCCUGUGUUUAUUAAUAUUUCCUGUGUUAAACAUGUUUUCUUUGCUCUCA